This is a messenger RNA of Malus domestica (apple), 777 nucleotides long. Its product is annotated as cytochrome P450 736A117-like. NCBI's taxonomy places the organism in Eukaryota, Viridiplantae, Streptophyta, Magnoliopsida, Rosales, Rosaceae. The record is from RefSeq and is a predicted model, not a curated record. Gene Ontology annotation, molecular function: iron ion binding; heme binding; oxidoreductase activity, acting on paired donors, with incorporation or reduction of molecular oxygen.
CAAGGUCAAUGUCAGCAAGAUGGAAAAGCUUUCAAAUAAUGGAGUUACAAGGUCACUGUCUAGAAUUGAUGUGGUCUACAUACGCACUAUUCGGCCUUUACGUUGUUACAAGCUUUCAACUAAUCACUUUAACACCCUGCUUGUAACAAGCCCACGCUAUUAGGCUCAGCCAUAGCUUUAUAUGUGAAAAGUUAACAUGCUGAUCAACACAUAUCAUGAUAUCAUGAACAAAUUGCAGACUGAGGUACGAGGAAUAGUCGGUAACGGAGCACACAUAACAGAAGAUGAUUUGGUAGAAAUGCACUACUCUAAGGCGGUGGUUAAGGAGACUCUUCGCAGUGAAAAUAGGUGGUUAGAAGAUGUGGAAAUAGUUGGUUACAAAAUCAAAUCCGAGACAGAAGUGGUGAUCUAUGCAUGGCAAAUAGCAAGAGAUCCCAAGCUAUACAAAAAACCAGAGGAGUUCGAGCCAGAAAGGUUCCUGAAUGGGGGGAUAGAUUAUAAAGGGAAUGACUUUCAGUUGAUUCCGUUUGGAGCUGGUAGGACGGUCUGCCCGGAAAUUCAGUUCGCCAUAGCUGUUAAUGAGAUUGCCUUAACAAGUAACGUGCACAAGUUCCAUUGGGAAUUGCCUGGUGGAGCGAGCGGGGAGGAUUUACACACGGCUGAAUCUACUUAUGGGAAAAACUGCCUGGUGGAGCGAGGGGGGAGGAUUAACUGCUUAAAAGUUAAGUGCACUGCUAAUAAUUGAACGCAAAUUCUUGUAAAUUUUCGACAUCAAGU